Messenger RNA from Trichoderma reesei QM6a, 815 nucleotides. RefSeq lists its product as uncharacterized. Gene Ontology annotation, molecular function: nucleoside diphosphate kinase activity. The coding region runs from base 241 to 705 and encodes 154 amino acids. Gene Ontology annotation, biological process: UTP biosynthetic process; GTP biosynthetic process; CTP biosynthetic process. The transcript is spliced from 7 exons. NCBI's taxonomy places the organism in Eukaryota, Fungi, Ascomycota, Sordariomycetes, Hypocreales, Hypocreaceae. The record is from RefSeq and is a predicted model, not a curated record.
CGAAAGCAAAAGCAGCCCGGGCACCAGCAGAGCAACCCGCUGCUGAGGUGGACUCCGGUAACCCUCCCCCCACCAGUUUUCCUCGUCCCGCUACUACUACUACUUCUCGCCGCCUUUUACCUUCUUCUUCCUUCUUCUCCUCCUUCUCAGGUCCAACAAAGUUGUCAAUCUCCUCAGCAUCUUCCAUCCGUUCAAGCAUCUCAUAACCCUCUUUCUCCAACCCCUCCAGAACCAGUCGCCAUGGCUUCCACCGAGCAGACCUUCAUUGCCAUCAAGCCCGAUGGUGUCCAGCGUGGCCUGAUCGGCCCCAUCAUCACCCGCUUCGAGAGCCGAGGCUUCAAGCUGGUUGCCAUCAAGCUCACCACCCCCGGCAAGGACCACCUCGAGGCUCACUACGCCGACCUCAAGGGCAAGCCCUUCUUCAACGGCCUCAUUGAGUACAUGAACUCUGGCCCCAUCUGCGCCAUGAUCUGGGAGGGCCGUGAUGCCGUCAAGACCGGCCGCACCAUCCUCGGUGCCACCAACCCCCUUGCCUCCGCCCCUGGCACCAUCCGUGGUGACUACGCCAUCGACGUCGGCCGCAACGUCUGCCACGGCUCCGACUCUGUCGAGAACGCCAAGAAGGAGAUUGCCCUCUGGUUCAAGGAUGGCGAGGCUGUCAACUGGAAGUCUGCUCAGUUCGACUGGGUCUACGAGAAGGCUUAAGCGUUUCAUUAUGACGAAGCUCUGAAGCAGCUAUGAAGCUGUACCAACUCGUACCUUUGUAUAACUUGCGUCAGGCUAGACAAAAUGAAAUCUUAAAAGGCAAAAAGACC